CAGAAACAACUUCCUCUACUCUCCAUGUGUAUACAUGCAGUAUAGGAACUGAAUUUGUAGUUUAAUUUAUGUAUUCAUGUGAUCGGUAGCUGCCUAGUAGAGGGACAUUUAUGGGGUCUCUUGCUUACCUCGCCCUGGUAGCAAUCCUGUUUCCUCAGCCUAGGUACUGUGUGCUACUUUAUGCUAACCCACUUGAAACUAAAGUCGUGAAGUUUAAUAAAUUAAUGUUUUUGUUCACCUGGGAUUGAGCAGAUAGUUACUAAGUGGCACUGCUAAGUGUCACACCCUCUUGUCGGUACUGAGAAUUUGGUGGCGCACAAAAGGAAGGGGACUCAUGUGUGGGGUAAACACCCCUGAUCAGCAGAUGGUCACGCAAGUAAAUGGUUAAUUUGUAUCUUAUGUUUUUAUAAUAAUCACUUUAGAUUCCCACUCUGCAGGGACGUGGGAUAAGGUAAGCUGGGGUAUCAGAGAACUAGAUGAAAGAUUGCCAUUAUUUAAAGCAGAAUAUUAGGAUGGGGGAUCUCUUUGCUCUUUGUUCAUUUACGGAGAUGGAUGUGACUUUCUGAUGAUGGCUGCCCCUGUCCUUCCCAUUGUUCAUUUUCAGCAGGGACACCAUCAAAGAAAGUAGCUUAUGAGAAAAGCUGUUGAAAGAAGGCAAGGCAUUCAGGCCUUCCUCGAAGUACAAGGGGGAAAGCAGCUGUCACCUCAAGACUUCAUGCCCCCGGUAGGCAUGGUGGAAUUACUAAUCCUUACCAGUAGCCAUCGUUGGCCGUUCCCAGCUCUCCCUAAACUAGGUCUUCUUGCCAGCCUGUGCUCAGGGCACGGUGCCCUUCUUACUGUUGCUUCUGCUGGCUUUGUUCCCGGCAGCCAUUCUGGGACUGCUCAAGUUGUCAAGGAAGCCAGAGCUUCAUGUACAAAUUUCUUCACUCUCAGAGAAAAGACCCGCAUGGGUGUCAAACCCUACUUGAACCCUUCCUUGGGCAGGUGGGGUGGUAGCGCAGUAGGUGAAGUGAUUGCUGUGUGUAUGCGGAGACUGGAGAUUGGCUUCCAAGCACCUGUGUAAAAGUAGGACCUGCUAUGCCCCAGUGCUGGUGAGGCAGACAUAGCCGGAGCCCUGGAGCUCACUGGCUAGCCGAAUCUGUGAGCUGUGGGUUCCGUUAGAUCAUGCAUUUUAUCUUUCUGGACCUGGCUUAUUUUACACAACCCAGUUCUAGCAAUGUUGUUUCCAGAUAAAAUGACUUCUUUCUUUCUUAAAGCUGUAUGGCAGUCCAGCCACCUUUUCUGCAUCCACUCAUCAGUUGGUGGGUACUUUGGCUGUUUUCAUUUUCUGGCUCUUAGGGAGUGGCUUCGAUCUUUAAUCCCAGCACUUGGGAGGCAGAGGCAGGCGGAUUUCUGAGUUUGAGGCCAGCCUGGUCUACAAAGUGAGUUCCAGGACAGCCAGGGCUAUACAGAAAAACCCUGUCUCUAAAAAACAAAAAACAAAAAACAAACCCCGCCUCCCCCCAAAAAAGGAGUGGCCUCGUAAUAAACAUGGGGGUCACGUCUCCCAUACAGAUCUUACUUUCUCUGGCUAUGUGCCCAGGAGUGGGGUUUCUGGGUGAUAGGUUAGCUCUGAUUUUAAUGUUUUAAGGAAUCUCUAUUCUGUCUUGCAUAGUGACUAUGUUAAUUUGAGGUGACACCGACAUCAUACAAGGGUUUUGUUUCCUCCACAUCCUUGCCAACUCGUGUCAUCUUUUAGACAGUCAUGCUGAUGAGUUCGGAGCACACAUACGUCUUGACUGCCUGCUGCUCCGUAUCUCUCAUGUGGGCCUGGCAUGGUCAGGCACUCAAAAAAUAGUUGUCGAGGGAAGGAAACCUUUCCUGUGUCUCAGUCUGAGCCUGGGUCAAGAUGAAGCAUGCUCCAUGCUACAAAGAUCGGAUUUAUGCUUUGAAAUGAGGCGAAUAUCCACACAGCUCCUCCUGCCUCUCUGUGCCUUCUGUCUCCCUAGCUACAUGCAACAUAGCUUACUGAGUAACCACCUUGGAGAUUGGCUAUGCGGCCACAAAACAAAACAAAACAAAACGGGGGAGUUAGAAAAUACCGAAAUCAGACUAUCACUAGAUAGUAAUACUGCAUCAGGUUACCAAGUCUCCUGAUUUCUCUAUUUUCUUGCCUCCCCUAUUUCAGAAGCUAUAAGACUUAUAUAGCUAUAAGAGUCCCUUUAUUAUGCAUUUGAAACCAUCUAGGCCUUUGCUUCGUUGAGAUAAGUAUAUUACCCCGAUAUUGAGAUCAGACUUCUGAUGUGGAAAUUGCCUCCAAAGAUAAGUCAGGUUAUUAAAUUAGCACUCUCUGAAUCCCUGCCCUUGCAGACUUCCCAUUUCCACAAGGACAUUUAGCUCAUGUACAAGAACACUGGAGAUGCUGCCUGCUGUCCACCAUGGUGUUUAAAGCUCUCAGUCUCUUUCUUUUUGCUCUACCUGUUGUACAGAAUCUCAAAUUGGCAUUUAGGCUUAGCUAGAUGUGGACCAUUUUUUGACCUAUGGUCAUAGACACAUAUAUGGGUCAGGGAUCCUAAACAUACUAUGUCACACGUGUGUUGAUGGUGAUGAAUGGGGUUCCACCAAGCUUAAGGCUGACUCUUAAUCUCUGGCCAGAAUUCCAACCUGGCUUUAUGUAAGGUUUUUUGUUUUUUGUUUUUUGUUUUUUUUUCCUGCUGUUUGAGUACAAAUAAGCUUUCAUGGCAAGUGCCCAGACAAUGUGAGAAUUUGGAUAAUUCUUCAAAUUGUAAUGAAAGAAAACCCACUGGACAGAGGAGAGGAAAGCAAGGACAGCUGCUACCACCUCUACCUGCUCGAGAGGUCCUGAAGAGCACACUGUGUGUGUGUGUGUGUGUGUGUGUGUGUGUGUGUGUGUGUGAAUAAAACCUCACACUGAGCAUGCUCAACUCAGCAAGCUCAGGAAAGCCACCCCUAUACACAUAUGUAUAGAUCCCUUGACUAGAACCCUCCUGUCUUCUGAGUUCCAGAGCACUCCCUACUGGUAGGAAUGGCUGCAGGGAGUAAAGCGUGUCCUGCUCUUCUGUCUUGGCCAUGCUUAGCUUUGUUGUGUGCUUAUCAACACGGGAGCCCACUGGGUUUAGUUCCAAUAGUAAACACAUUGGAGAGAGGCUUCAAACGAUGAUGCUUGUCUCAAAAAAAGGCCUCAGCCAGGGACUAACUUGAUCCAGACAUUGAAUACCGUGCCUUCAAGACUUCAAGUCUGUUGGACUCUUUGAGGCUGAAAUCCAGUGGAGAGUGACUAUCUGUUGGCAGUGAGCAAGCUACAUCAUAUGCUGUUUGGAAGCAGCUUGUCUUAGAGUCCAGAUCAAUAGUUACUUCUGCAUCCAGUCUUUCUCUGUGUCUAAUCAACUCAAGUCUGAAGACAGUCAUUGGACUUGGCAUGCUAUAUGUAGCCUGCUCUAAGUAUUAAAAGUUUGUAGAUGGGUGUAAGACGGCUCGGUAGAUAAAGUCACUUGCCACCAAGGCACUGACGACCUUAGUUCAAUGGUGCAAAGGGAGAACUGUUUCCUAUUGUCUUCUGACCUCCACGGGUGACUACAGAGGUCACCCACGCAGAUACAAAUAAAUAAAUGGAUAACACCUGUGAACGAUUUUUUUAUAAAGCCGACAUUGUAGGUGCUGGUUGCAUACCAGGUGUUUCUUCAGCAGACAAGUUACAGUGUUCAAGAAAAACAGAAAGCAAAACUUCUGACUCAGCACUAAUGCUGGCCACAGGCUUUAGCCACCAGGACCAGUGUCAUCAGUGGUUGCCAGGCCUUCCCUGCGGGUUUAUGAAUAAGACCCAUCUUUAGGUUUUUAUUCUCAGAACCACUUUGUACGGGGUUUCUGAGUUAGACCUGGUUUUAUACAAUGGAGCAGUCCCGUGCCAGUGUCUUCUGUGCACAUUCGUAUUGCGUGUUGCUCUGUUGCUGGGGAGUAGUGUAUCAGUAAAGGAGUCUGAGCCUGGAGUUUUCCCUGUGGGAGUACCCUACCUUAUCAGCAUCAACAUGCGUAGAUUCCAUUUCUCCCUGUCAGUUCCAGGAAUUCAUCUUGCAAGGAAUAUAUCUCUUUCAUAUAAACUGGGGUUUCUUGGCAUACACUGCGUACCAGUUAAGAAUACGUCAUUAUCAUCUGUUUUCCAUUUGUAGAGUUUAGGGAUCAUCUUCUCUUUGCUGAUACUGAUAGUCUUUAUCUUUUCUUUACUUUUUUUUUUUUCUUAAUAAAAGAACAAUCAAGCCCAUGACUGUUCCCAACAUGAUCUUGGAGUUAGAGCUUGUCAGCCCAGCACCAGCCUUCUCUGCCCAUGGGGCUGUUUGAGAUUGGAGGGGGCCCUGUGUGGCAGCUUGAGACUCCAAGUUAGAGAGAUAUCUGAGAAAACAACAUGAGUGAGAGGUGGGGGAAGACACCUUUGCUUUGGCUCAAAGUUUCCACUCAUGGUCACCUUGCCCUGGUAUGCUCUGGCCUGUAAUAAGGCAGAGUAUCAUGGUAGAAGUCGUGGAACAACGCUCUUACCUUCAAGGUGGUCCUGAGGCCAACGGAGAAAGAGGUCCAGAGAAGAUAAAAACCCAACGACAUCCUUAAUGACCUACUCCUUCCUAAGUUUCCAGCGUGCUUCCAAACCCCACCAUCAAUGGGGAUCCAGACUUCAACGUAUGAGUCUGCCAAGGGCAUUUCAUAUCCAAACCAUCAUUCUUUUACUGCCUAAGUCAUCUUUUUCUCUUUCUGCAUUUGCAGAUCUUCGUUCGUGUGUGUGUGUGUGUGUGCGUGUGUGUGUGUCUUCUGGCUUUAUCUUGGUGCUGCUUACUCUCCCAUGACUGUUCUGCCAGUCUCCAUUGACCUUGUAACACCUGCAUGUAGGUGACACAGAGGUUGACUGCGCUUUAUUGAGUGUGAUCAUCCCAGCAUCCUUAGAAUUGGUAUUUAAGUGGUACAGUUAGUCUACACUUUGACUUCCCCUGUGUGGUGCCUGUGUCUUUAUAGUUACAGUGUAUUUCCUGUGGACUGUGGAUGUGUGUAGUGUCUGUGACAUUAUGGUUACAGUGUAUUUCCUGUGGACUGUGGAUGCAGCUGAUGUCUGUGUUUUAUAGUUACAGUGUGUUUCCCGUGGGUGAUAGAUGUGUGUGCUGCCUGUGACUUUACAGUUACAUUGUAUUUCCCAUGGGUGGUAGAUGUAGCUGGUAUCUGUGUUUUAUAGUGACAGUGUGUUUCCUGCUGAUGGUAGCUGUGUGUGGUGCCUGGGUCUUUCUAGUUAGAGUGUGUUUCCUGUGGGUGGUGGAUAUGUGCAAACUCUAGUUGCCCACUAUUUCCUCUUCACAUUUCCCCCCAUCUUUUCUGGCCUUCUUUUUGGAUUCUUGAAAAAAAUAUAUUUUUUAAAUCCUUUUUUGUUUUUGUCUUGUCUUUCAUGAUACAUCUCUUUGUUCAGUGCUUUUAUACUUUACACUACCAGACUUUAACUCUCCAUAACAUUUUCACUGACUGUGUAAGGCCCUGAUGCCUUUGUGAUUUUGCUUUCUCCAUCCUGAACUGCUGGCUGCCAUUGCCACACAAUGCACUUGCAGCAUCCGUCACACGCUGUAUGAUAAUAUUGUUGCUAUUCUUGUUUUAAGUCACUCUUAAGAGAAAUAAAAAGCAAGAAAACAGUUUCUUUUUGUGUUCCCUCUCCACCCCCCCCCCCCAAAAAAAGCUUUGAUUCUCUGGUUUUAUUCCAAGUUUCCAUUGAGUAUCAUUUUGCCAGAACUUAAAUCCUCUCCAACACUUCUUAAAGGGCAGAGUGGCUGCCUGUGCGUCCUCUGUGUUCCUGGGUAUGUCUAAGACAUUAUUUAUCCCGUUUUUAUUUUCCAAGAAAAUACUCUACUGGAUAUAGAAUUAGAAGCUAAGUAUUUUUUUUUUCUUUCAGCCCUCUAGAGAUGCCCUUUUCCUGCCUUUGGCUGUAGCUUCUUCUGAUGUUGCUUUAUGCUCCCUCUUUCCUAGUCCUUAUGGACGUAGCUUCUCUGUCUCUACUCUGUUGCUUCUGGUAUUUGUUCUUGAUUUGCUUUUCCGUGAGGGUAUCAUGGCACGAGACUUUGGUUUUCUUUUCCUUGUCUUUUCUUGGAGUUCACCAAAUUUCUUCAAGCUAUGAUUUAUCAUUUCCAACAGAUUUGGGGUGGGGGAUUUCAACCGCUAUUUUUUAAAAUUGGUUUCCUUCCCUAUCUAGGACUCCAUUAACUGGUCUGUUAGAUUACUCUUUGUCCCACAGGUCACCGGGAAACUCUUCAAUUCCUGCACCCCCUUCCCUAACCUUGUCUGUUCCAGUUUUUUUUUUUUUCAUAUUGUUUAGUCUUCAAAUUUAUUGGACUCUUGUUUUGUGACUAGUCAUGGACUGAUAAGCCUGCCCAAUAUAUUCUUCAUUUCAGACACAUCUUUCAUCUCCAGAGAGUCUCAAGGUUCCUGUCUUCCAUCUGUCCCUUCAUGUGUUUCCUUUUAGGCGUUUUCGUAAUCUGAGCAUGUUUACACUUGGGCUUCCAUUUGCUGGUGUGUGAGGUCCUCCAUCCAGCUGUGUCUAAAUCCCUGUGCCCGUCCUUCCUUUCUUUCCUUGUAUGGGAGUUACGUUGGCUUGAAUGCUGGGCUUGUGUUCGUCUUGUUGCUGUUUAGUGCAAGAUAAGUGAAGGUUUUGUCUUAUUUCCAUUAAAAUGUUUAGGGCAGACCUAGAGUAGCCUUUCAGAAAUGACUGAGCUUCACCAAAGUAGACUUCUGAGGUCGUGACCUAAAAGCCCCAGUCUCUCUGACAAAGACUUUCUAUUCCAACUGGACAAGGCUCACAUGUCAGCCAGGCAAAGGGGACUUGGGGAUUGUUUAACUUAUAGAAACUCAUUUGUUUUUUGUCAGACUCCAUAAAGUUGACCCUGAACACCGUGACCUGAUAUUCAGCCUCAAACCCAAGGAAAUGCCUUGUGGAUUCUUGAGCUCUUUGUCUGCCUCCCUCCUUCCUGUCUGGCACUUGGUGCUUUCCCUCGCAGAUUCUUUCUGCCUGAGCCUCCCAGAAUGCCAUUCUGUGCCCCCAGCUGGAGGAGACCACAGUGCUCUUGAGUUUGGUCUCCCUCUGCAGUCGGAGCCUCCUGUCAGACAGAGAGAGAGCUGGGAUUAACUCCCAGAAAGCCCUGCUUGGUCCCUCGUCUUUGGACCGUAUCCGAUACUUCCUGUGUCUAAUAUCUGUAAACAGUUUCUUAGACUUAAUCUGGUUUCCUACUUGUUUAUAGUUGAAGGGACAAUCUCAUCAGUUUAUGAGGACAUGCUAAGAGUCUUCUAGACAUUAAGGCACCCUUGGAGACUCUCUACAGAAUAGUGCAGGAGAUUACUGCGUGCAGGAUCAGCUGAAGUGUUCAGAUUGAACCCAGGACUGUGGAGGCACGUCCCAGACAGAAAAUCCAUUCCUCGCUGCCGACGAAUCAACAGGAUGCUCUCCAAUGAAUCCCUGCAUCCUCCCUCCUUUAGUCGCUCCAACUCUCAAGCCUCAGUAGACAGCAGCGCAUCCAUGGAGGAGUUCCUGCGGGAAAUUGAGAGUAUCAAAGAGAGCAGCGUGGGGGCGUCGCAGGAGCAGCCACCCACUGCUGCUGCUGCUGCUGCUGAAGUCAAGCCAGUGGAUGAAGGAGAGCUUGAAGCGGAGUGGCUACAAGAUGUGGGAUUGUCAACUCUGAUCUCUGGCAACGAAGAGGAAGACGGUAAAGCGCUCCUGUCUACAUUGACUCGGACCCAAGCUGCUGCAGUGAAAAAGAGAUACAACACAUAUACUCAGACUCUGAGGAAAAAGAAUAAACAACCCGUCAGGGAUGUCAGAGACAUCUUCGGAGUCAGCGAAUCUCCUCCUAGUGAUUCUUGUGAGCAUGCUACUCAGUUGGACGGUACCAAGGAAGAAAAAGAUCUGCCAGGAGUUACCAAGACAAGCAGACCUCUGCCAGACGAUGCUUCUCUCAGUAGUACCACCCUAUCCAAUGGCGCCCAGGAUGAAGAAGGUGGUUUUGUGGCCCUACAGAGUGGUUCUGUGUCAAUACUUGAGGCUAUCCCGGAUAUUGCUGUUCACACCAAUGGAUCUGCAGAUGCUGAGCAGUCGGUUCAGAGCACAUUGAGUGAUGAUGAUUAUCACGGGAAGAACGUUCCAGCAGAGGCUGAAGAGCUGUCCUUUGAGGUCUCUUACUCAGAAAUGGUGACAGAAAUGCCUGAUAGAAAUAAAUGGAAGAAGUCGGACAUUAAGAAAGAAGACUAUGUCUUAACUAAAUUUAUCAUUCAGAAAACAAGAUUUGGGUUGACCGAGACGGGGGACCUGUCUGUGGAAGACAUGAAGAAAAUCCGCCACCUCUCUCUGAUUGAGCUGACAGCCUUCUUCGAUGCUUUUGGGAUACAACUGAAGAGAAACAAAACCGAGCGAGUGAGAGGCCGAGACAACGGGAUUUUCGGAGUGCCACUUACAGUCCUCCUGGACAAUGACCGGAAGAAGGACCCUGCAGUGAAAGUUCCCCUGGUGUUACAAAAAUUUUUUCAGAAAGUCGAGGAAUCAGGUCUGGAAUCGGAAGGAAUUUUUCGACUCUCGGGAUGUACUGCCAAAGUCAAGCAGUACCGCGAAGAACUGGAUGCCAGGUUCAAUGCUGACAAGUUCAAGUGGGACAAGAUGUGUCACAGAGAAGCUGCGGUCAUGUUGAAAGCAUUCUUCAGAGAGCUGCCCACCUCUCUCUUCCCUGUUGAAUAUAUACCCGCCUUCAUCUCUCUGAUGGAAAGAGGACCUGACAUCAAAGUGCAGUUUCAAGCCUUGCACCUCAUGGUCAUGGCCCUGCCUGAUGCCAACAGGGACACAGCGCAGGCUCUGAUGGCAUUCUUCAAUAAAGUGAUCGCCAACGAAUCCAAGAACCGCAUGAACCUGUGGAACAUUUCCACAGUGAUGGCGCCCAACUUGUUCUUCAGCAGAAGCAAGCACUCUGACUGCGAGGAACUGCUGCUGGCCAACACGGCGACCCACAUCAUCCGCCUGAUGCUGAAGUACCAGAAGAUUCUGUGGAAGGUUCCAUCUUUCUUGAUCACCCAGGUCAGAAGGAUGAAUGAGGCCACCAUGCUGUUGAAGAAGCAGCUCCCGAGUAUGAAGAAGCUGCUCAGGAGGAAGACCCUGGAUCGAGAGGUUUCAAUCCUCAAGACCUCAAAGGUACCACAAAAAUCACCUUCCUCAAGAAGAAUGUCUGAUGUGCCAGAAGGUGUCAUAAGGGUCCACGCUCCACUUCUGUCCAAAGUGUCCAUGGCCAUUCAGCUCAACAGUCAGACCAAAGCCAAAGAUAUCCUGGCGAAAUUUCAGUAUGAGAACAGUCAUGGUUCAUCUGAACAUAUUAAGAUGCAGAACCAAAGGUUAUAUGAAGUUGGAGGAAAUAUAGGACAACACUGUUUAGAUCCUGAUGCAUAUAUAUUGGAUGUGUAUCAUAUAAAUCCUCAUGCAGAAUGGGUCAUCAAGCCCUAGACAAGUCUUUAAAAAUAUGCCCAGGAUGGUUCCUGCCCUGUAUUAUAUGUGAGAAGAUCCUGCAUUUGUGGGGGAAAAAAACAAAAAACUGCCCUGAAGUAUUUGCUCCUGUAAUCCUGGUCCUCCUGGAGAGGCGCUGUGGCCAGCUCUGGCAAUAUGAACGACAGAGGAGGGGCUGGUUUCAUACUGGGCUCAGCCUCUUAGCACAGUUCCUCAUGAGACGGUGGGACCCAAAGGAAAGGGCAGCGUUGCUCAUUGAGAAGCACUGUGGCUGGGAAGAAGCUGCAGUUCUGAGGUGAAACAUACAAUAUUUAUGCUCUGACUUGCUCCUGGGUUGGAGGAGGAGGGCCUUCAGUCUAAAGAUCUCUGUGGACCACGUCGCUCUGUGCGGCACACUUUGAGGACUGGCUCACACCAUGGUGUGAGGGAGCUUUCCCUGGGCCCUGAGUACUCAGAUGCUACGUUAUGACUCCAUGGGCCGUGGACACAGAUCCUCAUUGCCAAGCCCUGUUUGGCAAAGGGCAUCUUGUGCGCAUCCAGAGCUUCCCUGUGGCCAUGACACAGCCAUGGUGUCUUCCGUUUCUCCUCUCAGUUUUGGUGCUCAGUGAAUAAAUUGCCUUUCUGGAGUCAGCAUGGAUUUCCUUUACAGAUCAAACACAUUUUUUUUUUUAACAUUUCACAAUGAUAGUCACGUCCGCAGCCCCAAACCAAAAGAUACAGAAGUGGCAUUCAUCCGUAAGUGCUGAAAUGUGCCACUAGGCCGAGGAUUUGCAAGUUGUAAAAGUUCAUUGUGCUCUUUGAUCAUUAACCAGAGAUGUGGCCAAGCAUUGCAGAUUGGCACUGGGCUUGUGGAAGCUGGAGACUGCUUCUUGUCUUAUGUCCACAUCUUGUCCAACCAUUGUCUAGACGUGCGGUGGGAGACAUUCAGUCCUCGUGGUUCUAACGGGAACAAAUCUAAAAUGUCCCGAGGGACAGGAGAGCUCUACCUUUCAUCUCAGAGAUUGUAGUUAGAGCCCUCAUUCAUCCGGGACUCCGUGCCUCAUCGUGGACGCCACAGGCUGCACAUCUGAUGGACUUACCAGCAGUUGCAACAUUUAAGACUCGUGCGGCUGUGUGUCAGUUCAAACAAAGCCGGAUUACAGAUGCGGAAGAACUGUUCCUUACCUGUGGAGCCCGUGUCCAGAUGUAAUGCAAGGACACUGUAGCUGCAUGUGCAGAAGAGGUCCCCCUGUGCUGUGUUAUCCUCAUACUGAAACAAAGCAUCCUUCACUCCCACAGUCAGAUCAUCUUAUUGUGGAAGGAGCCAGGCACUCUUGACAUCUGACGGGCAGAUCAUCUUAUUUCUGACCUUCAUUCAGGAGUUUGUUGCACUUUUCUAGAAACCCUCCCCCCCCCAAAAAAAAAACCAGUUUGUUUGACCUAUUUAUGAAUUUCUAUUUUCUCCCGUUUAAGAACCCACU
Mus musculus (house mouse) is the source of this 10950-nucleotide messenger RNA. It is a transcript of the gene Arhgap28, whose product is annotated as Rho GTPase activating protein 28. The record is from RefSeq and is a predicted model, not a curated record. Gene Ontology annotation, biological process: signal transduction. NCBI's taxonomy places the organism in Eukaryota, Metazoa, Chordata, Mammalia, Rodentia, Muridae. Bases 7451 to 9490 code for a protein of 679 amino acids. The transcript is spliced from 18 exons.